Phytophthora sojae is the source of this 471-nucleotide messenger RNA. RefSeq lists its product as hypothetical. The record is from RefSeq and is a predicted model, not a curated record. The transcript has a single exon. Lineage: Eukaryota; Oomycota; Peronosporomycetes; Peronosporales; Peronosporaceae. Gene Ontology annotation, cellular component: extrinsic component of membrane. The annotation marks the transcript as partial. Gene Ontology annotation, biological process: protein retention in Golgi apparatus; protein targeting to vacuole.
AUGGCCAAGGCCAUCAUCUCGUCGAUCCUGGAGGCGCAGCUGGGCAAGUAUGUGGCCGGCCUGCGCAGCGACUCGCUGGUCGUGGGGCUGUGGAGUGGCGAGCUGGAGCUGCGCGACCUGUCACUAAAGCCGCAUUCGCUGGCCGAGCUGCAGCUGCCCGUAGCCGUGACCAGCGGCAGCGUGGGCCGCGUGCUGGUGCGCCUGCCCUGGAACCAGUUGGGCAGCGCGAGCAUGGCCAUCACUCUCGAGGGCGUGUUGGCGCUCGUGGUGCCCAACACGGAGCCGCGCAGCGCGGCCGAGAAGAAUCAGCUGGAGCUGCUGCGCCAGCACCGCCGCUUCGCCGCGCGCGUUGGCCCAGGUCAGGAGCAGCACGAGCAGCAGAAGCCCGAGGAGGACGAGGGCACCUUCGUCUCGAGACUCACGGCCCGCAUCGUGGCCAACCUGCAGGUGACGCUGCGGGACGUGCAUCUG